UGUCGCAAUCAUAAAGAAUCCAUAUAUUAAAUCUUCGUCAACAUCGCUCAUUAAAUAGAACAAAGAAACAACACAAAUUAAACCUCAUCAUAAUACCUUUGAGUUAAUUUCUCCAUUAAUGGCGGCGGCAGAGAUUCGAAUUUUCCUUCAAACUCUCUUCUUAGUUUCUUCAUCUCUCUCUUUCUGUUUCUCAAUUAGAAACUCAAUCCCAAAUGGCUUCCCCAAAUUCCUCUUUCUUCUCCCCUUCUUCUUCCUCUUCCUCUACCUUCCUCUCCAAUUCCAAACCCUCCAUUUACAAGGCCUCUUCGGCUUCUUCAUCGGUUGGCUCGCCAGUUUCAAGCUCCUCCUCUUUGCCUUCGGUAAAGGCCCUCUCUCUUCCCCUGCCGCCUCCUCCUCCCUCCGCCGCUUCCUCGCCAUCGGCUCCCUCCCAAUCGAGAUCCCCCAGGACACCAACCCCUCCGAUCCUAAUCCAAUUCUUCCCCACACCUACUUUAUAAAAUUAGGGCUUCUAAUUCUCACAUUUGUCGCCGUCUAUUUCAGAACUUACUUACAUCCAAACCUAUAUCUGAUCGCCUUCUGUUUCUUAAUUUACUUCCUCCUCGAAAUUCUCAUCGGUGGCGCCGCCGCCUUCGUGAAGGCGACGCUCGGAGUCGAAUUAUUGCCGUAUUUCGACGAGCCCUAUCUCUCCGCUUCGUUACAGGAUUUUUGGGGUAAGCGAUGGAAUUUAAUGGCUUCUAGAAUCCUCCGCCUCGCCGUUUACGAUCCGUGCCGGAAACUCACUAUCGGCAUCGUCGGGAAGAAACCGUCGGCGAUAGUGGCGAUGACGGCAACAUUUGCAGUCUCCGGUUUGAUGCACGAACUGAUUUAUUUCUAUAUGGGAAGAGUGGCGCCAACUUGGGAGGUGACUUGCUUCUUUUUAUUACAUGGAGUAAGUCUUUCGGCGGAGAUGGCGAUGAAGUCAGCGGUCGGGGGUAGGUUCCGGGUGCCGAGAAUUGUAUCGACGGGGUUUACAUGGUGGUUUGUGAUGACGACGAGUUCUUGGCUUUUCUUCCCGCAGUUUUUUAGGUUAAAACCGGAGGUAAGAAUGUUUGAAGAACACGCAGCCUUGUGGGCGUUUGUGAAGAAUGUGACGGUACAGCUCAUCACACCGUUUAAAUUUCUCUUACAAUUUCAUAUGAAAUGAAUAAAUUGACACUAACAAAGAUUUUUGGAAUGCAUCGCCACAUUUAUUCCAUCUAAAGAUCCAUCCAGUUAAUGAGGUGUUAUGUCAUUAGUUGAUAUAUGUGAUUUUUCUCUUAUCUUACAUGGAUUGGUGUUACUAAACCUCAUGUAUUAUGAUAUCUUCUCUUAAUU
This is a messenger RNA of Cucumis melo (muskmelon), 1353 nucleotides long. Its product is annotated as acyl-CoA--sterol O-acyltransferase 1-like. NCBI's taxonomy places the organism in Eukaryota, Viridiplantae, Streptophyta, Magnoliopsida, Cucurbitales, Cucurbitaceae. The transcript has a single exon. Gene Ontology annotation, biological process: lipid metabolic process. The coding region runs from base 119 to 1183 and encodes 354 amino acids. The record is from RefSeq and is a predicted model, not a curated record.